Molecule: messenger RNA, 1211 nt
Organism: Spinacia oleracea (spinach)
Lineage: Eukaryota; Viridiplantae; Streptophyta; Magnoliopsida; Caryophyllales; Amaranthaceae
Product: bifunctional riboflavin kinase/FMN phosphatase
Exons: 7
Coding region: 311-1009 (232 amino acids)
Biological process (GO): glycerol biosynthetic process
Molecular function (GO): sn-glycerol 3-phosphatase activity
Source: RefSeq, a predicted model, not a curated record
AAAAAGAAGAGAGAGAGGUCACUCUAUAAGUUUUUAAAUAAGACAUUAUCAGAUCAUCAUAUUUUAAGAAUUUACCAUACGUUUAAACCAUCUAAUCCGAAGGUAUAAAGUUCCGUGCCCAAAUUUUCCCACUUACUAUCAAAUCUCAACAAAAUGGACACAUUCCCUGUUCUAAUUCUCCAACUCCAAAUCGGCAUCCAUUUCGAAAAAGGAAUAAUUCUCUCUCCUUUUAUAAUCUUAAAUUCCCCCUCUUUAUCCAUUUCUAACCAUUUCAAUUUUAAUUAAAUUCUCUCCCAACAAUUUUAAUUCCAUGACUAUUAACGACUCGAAAAUUUGUGCCAUAAUUCUUGAUUUGGAUGGUACCCUUUUGGAUACAGAAAUUGCGACAAGAAGUGUUUUGAGGGACUUCUUGGAGAGUUAUGGGAAAGUUUUGAUCACUGAUAAAGAACAUGGGAGAAUGGGAAGAACACAGAAAGAAUCAGCUGUUGCCAUUGUUAAGAAUUAUCAACUUCCUCUUACUCCUGAUCAAUUUAUUGCUGAAAUUACUCCUUUGUAUCGUUCCAUGUUUUCUUAUCUGUUACAUUUUAGGUGGAAAGAUGCCAAAGCACUUCCUGGUGCCAAUCUCCUUCUCCAAUACCUCCAUAAGCAUCAGAUUCCGUUUGCUCUUGCCUCAAACUCUCUGCGUGAAUAUAUAGAUGCCAAAAUCUCACAUCAGAAAGGAUGGAAGGAGUGGUUUUCUGUCAUUCUCGGAAGCGACCAGGUCCAAUCAGGGAAACCUUCUCCAGACUUAUACCUGGAGGCUGCAAAAAGAAUGUCAGUGGAUCCCAGUAACUGCCUUGUUAUAGAGGACUCUUUGAUAGGUGUUAAAGCUGCAAAAGCUGCUGGUAUGAAGGUAGUGGUUGUUCCAUCACAGUCUGAAGCCGAUGCUGCUGCUUUGGCUGACCUCAGUCUUCAUUCACUUCUGGAUUUCAAGCCCGAGUUGUGGGGUCUUCCUUGUUUUGAUCAAUGAUUCAAUGUGGUCUCCCAAAUACGAAGUAGUUAUCUUCUCAGCUUAUCUUAUCUGCCAUAAAUGGCUUUAUUAAUAGCAGAAUUAGCCAACCAAAUGAUCCUUUACAUCAAGUUUAUGUGCUAGUUUUUGGUUAGGCUACAAUAGGGGUAUCAAGUACUCCCUCCGUUCCUAAAUAAGUGUCACAUUUCCAUUUUUGGCGUUC